AUGUCUGCCGCCGUUCUUAGCCACGCCACUCCCGCGGCCCUCCGCCCAGGACCCCCUGGUCAACCCGACAUCACCUAUGCGCCCGAUUUCGAAAAGUACCAGACAAGGGUUGCGACGCGCCUUAGCAAGGGUGGUCUAGCGUCAACGCUUCCCGUGGGAUUUCCGGAGGAAUUGCGCGGGGAUUUGGUGUGGGAGGGGGAGACGCUGCCAGAGACGUACGACUGGACUUUUGUGCUUAACGAAGAGCAGUUGGGGGAGAUUGAGAAAGCUCUGACCCAUUUCAAAUCGCUGAACCUCCCGCUUGGUUACAUCUCGGCCGAUACCUUUCCCCUCCCGACCCUCCACCCCGAACUUCGUCGACUGUCGAAAGAACUGCACAGUGGCCAUGGCUUCUUCGUCAUCCGCGGCGUCGAGGUCGACAAACAUACCCGCGAAGAAAACUUGAUAAUCUACGCCGGGAUCUCCUCCCACAUCGCCCCCGUUCGCGGUCGCCAAGAUUCCUCCUACGAGGGGAAGCCCGCGUCCGUGGUCCUGGCGCACAUUAAGAAUCUGAAUACGCCGGAGAACGAGGGCUUCAUUGGAAGCCCGGCGUACACGAGGGAUAAGCAGGUUUUCCAUACGGACGCGGGCGAUAUCGUUUCGCUGUUUGCGCUCGAGACGGCCGAGGAAGGCGGAGCCAGCAAGUUGGCCAGUACGUGGCGGGUGUACAACGAGCUUGCGAAGACGAGGCCGGAUCUCGUGAGGACAUUGUCAGAGAAUUGGAACGCAGAAAUCUUCGGAAACACUGGACAGAGAUUUACCCAGCGACCCUUGCUCUUCUAUCAGCCAGCAACCGACUCAACACCAGAACGCGUCGCACUCCAAUAUGCGAGACGGCAGUUCGUCGGAUUCGGAGCCCUGCCAAGAAGUCCCGAGAUCCCACCGAUAACCGAAGCGCAGGCAGAGGCACUUGACGCCUUGCAUUUCCUCGGAGAACGCUUCUCCCUGUCUACGGGCUUCGAGAAGGGAGAUAUACAAUACGUCAAUAAUCUGGCGGUGUUCCACGCGCGGGAUGGAUAUCGUGAUUCGGACACAAAGCAGCGGCACUUGGUCCGGCUUUGGCUCCGAGAUCCCGAGAAUGCGUGGGGGACUCCACCUCAGCUCGCGGACCGCUGGGCGCUUGUGUACGGCGGGGCAGAUCCAGAGACACACGUGUUUCCGUUGGAGCCAUACAUUCGUAGCGAGAGUGGGAAGCGAGUGAAGACGUAA
This is a messenger RNA of Scedosporium apiospermum, 1248 nucleotides long. RefSeq lists its product as uncharacterized. Bases 1 to 1248 code for a protein of 415 amino acids. The record is from RefSeq and is a predicted model, not a curated record. Gene Ontology annotation, molecular function: oxidoreductase activity. NCBI's taxonomy places the organism in Eukaryota, Fungi, Ascomycota, Sordariomycetes, Microascales, Microascaceae. The transcript is spliced from 4 exons.